AUGGCGGUGAGGAAGCAAUCCGCCUACCAGCCCGGGGUCAGUAAAAUCAGCUCCCGGGUCCUGCUUCGUUUCCCACAAAGAGUGAAGAACCAGGGGUUGGCGGACUUCCUUCCUGUGAAGCCACGGCACGAGUGGGAGUGGCACAGCUGUCACCAGCACUUCCAUAGCAUGGAAGCGUUCAGCAACUAUGACCUCCUGGGUGCCGCCUCCCGUGAGAAGGUGGCCGAGGGCCACAAGGCCAGUUUCUGCCUGGAGGACACCACCUGCGACGCGGGUGUCCGGCGACGCUACGCCUGCACAGCUCAUGUUCAGGGUUUGAGCCCUGGCUGCUACGACACGUACCAUGCCAAUAUCGACUGCCAGUGGAUUGACAUUACGGACGUCCCUCCCGGACAGUAUAUCCUCAAGGUGACCGUCAACCCAGAUUUCCUGGUGCCCGAGUCGGACUUCACAAACAACGUUGUCCAGUGUGAUAUUGUGUACACGGGGUCGUAUGUCAACACGCAGAACUGCAGAAUUACAAGGUACGACAUCAGG
This is a messenger RNA of Python bivittatus (Burmese python), 537 nucleotides long. The record is from RefSeq and is a predicted model, not a curated record. NCBI's taxonomy places the organism in Eukaryota, Metazoa, Chordata, Lepidosauria, Squamata, Pythonidae.